AUGAAUCACCGUGUGCAGGCUGAAGCGGGCGGGCUUUUGCACUCGGUCUGUGUUCAGUCAGAGCUGUAUAAAAGCAGCGCGCGAUCAGUCCCCUGGUACCUUCCCCAUCAACUGGUUUACUAACUGAGUGAAGCGAUAUUUCCAAGGGACUUUCGGGCUCUUUAAAGAUACUCUUGAAGAAAAUGGAUCCUUGCGACUGCGCCAAGACUGGAACUUGCAACUGUGGUGCCACCUGCAAGUGCACUAACUGCCAGUGUACAACCUGCAAGAAGAGUUGUUGUCCCUGCUGCCCGUCUGGUUGCAGCAAAUGUGCCUCUGGCUGCGUCUGUAAGGGCAAUUCCUGCGGCUCCAGCUGCUGUCAAUGAGGAGGUCAACGUGAUGUUUUGCUACAACAAUGUGAAUUUGUUCGUUUGUACUUCGUCAUCGUUUUGCAUCGCAUGAAUGUUGUCUUUCUAUGAUAAAAUAAAUGACCUCCAGUUGUUCUCAGUCUUCUGACUGUUUAAUGUUGCAAAAUCGUUUAACAAAGGCUAAAGAGGGAAAACAAUGCAUUGAUUUGUAUUUCUACCAAUAAGACUAUCACAAGAUGUCUGUUCUUUAUAAAGAGAUAAUUGUAAGUGUUUUUUCUGCUAUGUAUCUUGUCUACAAAAUAUAAAUGUCCGCAGUUA
Molecule: messenger RNA, 665 nt
Organism: Ctenopharyngodon idella (grass carp)
Lineage: Eukaryota; Metazoa; Chordata; Actinopteri; Cypriniformes; Xenocyprididae
Gene: mt2
Product: metallothionein 2
Exons: 3
Coding region: 183-365 (60 amino acids)
Molecular function (GO): metal ion binding
Source: RefSeq, a predicted model, not a curated record